UUGAUCCAUUUUGAACAAUUCAACGAUCACCGAAUUUAUUGAAGUGAAUAUGAAUUGUGGAAUUCUUAUGUUUAUUCUAUUGAUAAGCUGCUGUUGUGCAGUUGGUGUCAUACGAUUAGAAACAUCAGAAAAAGUAAAGGAAAAUAAACUAAAACCAAAAGCAGCCAAAACGAAACGUGGUAUGGUUCGGUUGGACGUAAAUUUAGAAAGAAUUAAGGAAUUGGAAUUUAAACCAGAUCCAGUUUAUUUUGGGUGUAUCCACAAUACUAGCAUGACCGAAUUUGAUGUGGUGAGAAGUGACGAUAAAAUCGGAAUAUUGGAAUUAAGUGAAAAGCUUAAUAAUGGCAGAGAUCUUUCGUUGUUUUUCUUAUGCACAGGCGAGACUAUUUCUAAAAAAGAUAGAAGAUUUAUCAACUCCUUCGAAUGGUUUAUUCACUCCGAUACGAAUAUAUGCUACAUUGCGUAUGCCUUCAACGAUUAUGAAUAUUCCAUUUACAAUUUAAUUUUUUACAUCAAACGAAUAUUGGAAACGAAUCGAGUUGAAUUUAUUGCAAAGGAAACAAGUGAUUUGUUGAUGAAUGUUCGGAAGAAGUGUUUGGAAACACAAAAAAAUGGAUGUCUAAAGCAUAUGUCGCAGGUGAUUGUGGUGGGUUACUCAUUAGGAAGCCAUAUUGGUGCAUAUGCGUGUCGGUAUUUGUUUCAAACAACCGGUGAAAAAGUAAAAAAAUUGAUAGGUUUAGAUCCAGCAGCAAUUUCAAUUUUUGAAGUAGAGCCGGACAAAAGCUACAUUAAGAGUGGCGACGCGGAAUUUGUGCAAGUAAUCCACACGAGCUAUUUGGGCACUCAAUUGAAAACAUCCGAUAGUGAUAUUUAUAUUAAUUCCGAUAAUUGGUACAUCCAUAACAAUCAUCGGCUUGCUGUUGAGUUGCACGAACUCAUAUCAGCAAAAAAACUGAUUUUGAUUGCUUCACAAAGUGGCAAUAGCAAAGUGAUCAAUUUACAAAGAAACUUUUGUUUCGAUCCCGAUAAUAUUGAACUCGAAAGUGAUGAAUGCAUUGUCGGUGUGUACAGCCAUGGUCAUCAGAGGGAUGAGGCUGCCGCCGAAGAAGAUGAAACUGUCUAUGAAGUUGAAUUUCCGAAUAAAUCCAUGAAGUUCUACUGAAUGUGACGUGGAAAAAUCCGUGUUGCUAUUCACUUAAUUGUAAAAAAAAAGAUUAUGUUCACUUUUGUUGUAACUCCGUUUCUAUCCUUGUAACAAUUCUGCCAAAAACCAAUUCUUUAGUGAAAAUAUUUUGAUAUCAUUUUUGAGACUAUGUAUGAAUAAUUAACUCAAUAGGUCCCGAGCAAUCCACAGUCCUGUUCGGAGCAACGAGGGGCAUCAAUUAAGGAGCGAGUGAUGAACAUUACCUGCAUCUCUUAAUCAGAACUCAUCACACAACAAGUUUCUCAAAAAAAAAAAAAAAAAAAAAAAA
This is a messenger RNA of Contarinia nasturtii (swede midge), 1472 nucleotides long. Its product is annotated as phospholipase A1-like. Lineage: Eukaryota; Metazoa; Arthropoda; Insecta; Diptera; Cecidomyiidae. Gene Ontology annotation, molecular function: lipase activity. The transcript is spliced from 6 exons. Bases 50 to 1162 code for a protein of 370 amino acids. The record is from RefSeq and is a predicted model, not a curated record.